AUGAGCGAGGGUCGCGCAAGGACUGGAGGAACUGCGCAUGCGCAGAAGGCGGCCCGCGCGGGCCGAGGAGACCGCACGCGCCUGCGCGCUCCGCCCCGGGGGGUUGGGGGGGGGCGUCAGCCUUUUCCCUCCCGGCAGGUGAGAGGCCACCCGGCUGGCCGCUCCCUGGCCCCGCCCCCUGCGCGGCUCACCCGCCAGGCGUUGCUAUGGGGAUCCAGCGGCCGCGGCCGGCGGCCUGGGACUGCGCCACCUCUGCGGACCAGGCGCCGGCGACAGCGGGAGGUCAUGGAGCCCCCGAGAAGCUCGGAUGUGGAGGCCCGGAGGCUGAAGGGCUUGGGCCGCUGCCGGCAAUUCUUCUGGCUGGGCGUCGCCUUCGACGCAGUGGGCGCGACGGUGCUGUUCGUUGGGAUCUUCUCCGACCUCAUCUUCUACGACUUGCUCCUCUACCUGGGUUCCAUCAUCAUCUUCCUCAGCCUCCUCUGGUGGGUCUUCUGGUACACGGGCAACAUCGAACUGAGCCCCGAAGACACCUGGAAGAGGCCCAUCCGCAUGGGCACGCUGGACCAGCACUUCUCCUUCACCUUGAACCUCACCAACACGCUGGCGCGGUUCCGACGGGACCACCGCAGGAGACUCUUCCAGAAUACCACUAACAUUCAGAGUCCGUCCUUCUCCAUCCAGGUACCCGACCCGCUAGCAAAAGAGGACCAGGUCCAGGACAAAGGCAGAAGGAAAAGUGUCAGAUACAGAGACGAGGCUAAUGCCUCAGGCAGAGAGGAUCUGGGCCCGGAACCCGAAAUGGAAGCUGUAAAACGUUCAGAAAGAGUUGGCCCCCCAGGCCCUGAGGCUGGUCCUCUGGGCCCCGAGGCUAGACGAUCAUCAGGCCAUCUGGUGCAUCCCAAGUUCACGCCAUCAGAAGUUCUGGACCACCCAUUGCCUCCCGACAUUGCCUCCUCUAAGAGCCUGACUGUGGUCUCAUCAUCCUCUGUUAGUCAGCCUCUAACUAUUAAUUAUUCUAAGAGCCUACCUACUUCGUUGACCUCUGAGAGCAAUCCUCUAAUCACUAUUACCUCUGUGAGCCUGCCUGGUGUCCCCUUGCCCUCUUCAGGUCAGCCUCUGGACACUCUGGCCUCUGAUAUCGAGACUGUAGCUUCCGGGGUCUCACAAAACUACCCCCUGGUGCAUGUGGCUGCAGUGAGCCAUUUCCCGACCCCAGUAGACUCGGAGAGGGAUUUCCAGAGUCAUUCUCUAGACACUCAAAAUCAGGCUUCCCAAACCCACCUUACACCAGGCACAUUUUUUCAGACCCAACCUGUGCACCCAUGGGUCACCGUGGCUGACCAGGACUUUCAGUCCCUGUAUAAUACCCAACCGUCCAGUAUGGUUCAAGAGAUUGAGCGCAGCCAAUUUCCACUUUCCCAGGAGCCAUCAGGGGGCCAGGAACUAAGCCAGGAAGUCCCUGACACCAUAUCCCAGCUCCCGGAGUCUGAGUCGGUGGCUCCAGCUACUGAGGCCCAGAAGUCAAUGCCCCAUGAGAAUGUGCCUGCCCCUACCACCCAAAAUGGUGGCCAUCUCUAA
Molecule: messenger RNA, 1578 nt
Organism: Pipistrellus nathusii (Nathusius's pipistrelle)
Lineage: Eukaryota; Metazoa; Chordata; Mammalia; Chiroptera; Vespertilionidae
Source: the annotation of a GenBank genome assembly